This is a messenger RNA of Ictalurus punctatus (channel catfish), 1877 nucleotides long. RefSeq lists its product as uncharacterized. Lineage: Eukaryota; Metazoa; Chordata; Actinopteri; Siluriformes; Ictaluridae. The coding region runs from base 189 to 1448 and encodes 419 amino acids. The transcript has 6 exons. The record is from RefSeq and is a predicted model, not a curated record.
GGAAAUAACAAACAACCGAGCUGUGACUGACUUUUGACAUCAUGGGUUUGGCAUAAUUAUGGUACAUGUAUUGUUACUCCCUCGGGAUAAAUAGCCCACUUACCUGCUCUGUGUUUUACACUCGGACACUGCGACUGCGCUGAGAACUCCACUGCUGCUACCUGUAGACACAGGUUAUAAACACCACAAUGGACUGGAGGGUUAUUCUGGCUAUCUUGUGUCUGAUUGCCACAACCACCCCUACAACUGCCCAGACUUCACCCCCAAGCACAGACAUACCCAGCAAUACAACGGCCCAGACUUCACCCCCAAGCACAGACAUACCCAGCAAUACAACGGCCCAGGAUUCACCCCCAAGCACAGACAUACCCAGCUCUACAACGGCCCCAACUUCAACCGCAAACACAGUUAACACCAGCUCUACAACGGCCCCAACUUCAACCACAAACACAGCUAACACCAGCUCUACAACGUCCACAACUUCCACAUCAAACACAGCUAACACCAGCUCUACAACGGCCAUGACUUCCACAUCAAACACAGCUAACACCAGCUCUACAACGUCCACAACUUCCACAUCAAACACAGCUAACACCAGCUCUACAACGUCCACGACUUCAACCCCAAACACAGCUAACACCAGCUCUACAACGUCCACAACUUCAACCCCAAACACAGCUAACACCAGCUCUACAACGGCCAUGACUUCAACCACAAACACAGCUAACACCAGCUCUACAACGGCCAUGACUUCAACCCCAAACACAGCUAACACCAGCUCUACAACGGCCAUGACUUCCACAUCAAACACAGCUAACACCAGCUCUACAACGUCCACAACUUCAACCCCAAACACAGCUAACACCAGCUCUACAACGUCCACGACUUCAACCCCAAACACAGCUAACACCAGCUCUACAACGUCCACGACUUCAACCCCAAACACAGCUAACACCAGCUCUACAACGGCCAUGACUUCAACCCCAAACACAGCUAACACCAGCUCUACAACGGCCCCAACUUCCACAGCACCAGCAGCUGCAACUUUCACCUUGACCUUCAGCAUCAAUGAAAUCUUUGUUGCAGAACUGUCUAAUCCGCUCUCUACACGGUUUAUAGAAAAAGCUACAAAUAUCAGUAAUCAGGUUGAACCAUUGUACAAGAAAGCCUUUCAAAACUUCAUCCGCAUGCAAAUUCUAGCAUUUAGGAACGGUUCUAUUGUGACAGAUAGCAAGCUGUUAUUCAGUUCUAGUGGCCCAAAUGUUGAUGUGACCCAAGUGACCAACACCCUUCGUGAUGGACUUAACAACUUGACCUUUAGUGUUGAUCCAAACUUCAGGGUCGUCCAGACUCUUGGUAAUUCCAUGUCACCAGUGAUUGCCAGCUCACUUUCCAUGAUAUGGAUGUCUCUUCUAUCACUUCUACUUUCGGUGGCAUUGCACUUCUAGCUCUACACCUGAUCGGAAAACAUCAAUGAUACCUUAAUAAUGCGGAUUUCUAUUUAACAAUCCGACCUAUAAGUUUGCUUUUUACUGAUUAGUAUUUCAUUCAUAAGAUUAAAAGGGAAUAGGGUGUUUUAUUCUUAUAAACAAUAGGUCCUUUCAUGAGAAAUACAAAUAUUUUGAACGUCUGAAACUGGGGAUUUAAUGAGGGUGGUCACUUACCUGAACAUUUCUCUACAUCUAAACAAUCGGAAGGAUUGCUGUAUUUUAUUUAUUAAAUUUAGAUCAACAGGAACAUUCUUAGGAACAACAGCUGUGUAGCUAACAGGGUUAAUAAAAAUUUUGUCACUUAUAUGCACACUUGUGUAUAUCUUCUGUAUAUCAGUGUGCAAUCAAUGACUAAAUAAUUUAUUAAAUAAACAUUGUGAAUUUUAA